Molecule: messenger RNA, 1650 nt
Organism: Dimorphilus gyrociliatus
Lineage: Eukaryota; Metazoa; Annelida; Polychaeta; Dinophilidae
Source: the annotation of a GenBank genome assembly
AGAUUUGUAUAUAAGCUGAGCGCGAGCACAUUCUCGUUGCAGACACUAGUUGUCAAAAAUUAAGGUUGACGAUACUUAUCAAAUCUUAUUAAAAAACCGAAAACUCAGUAAAUAUGCGUGAAAUUGUUCAUAUCCAAGCCGGACAGUGCGGAAACCAAAUCGGAGCCAAGGUAAAUUUCUACUUUAUUUAAUUUUUUUACGAAUGCCGGUCGGCAUGAUUAACAUUUUGUUAUUUUUUCAACAGUUCUGGGAAGUUAUCUCUGAUGAACAUGGCAUCGACCCAACUGGCACAUAUCACGGCGACUCUGAUUUGCAGUUGGAGAGAAUCAACGUUUAUUACAAUGAAGCCACAGGCGGUAAAUAUGUCCCAAGAGCCAUCCUAGUCGAUUUGGAACCCGGUACCAUGGACUCUGUCCGUUCCGGACCUUUUGGACAAGUUUUCCGUCCAGAUAACUUCGUCUUCGGCCAAAGUGGUGCCGGAAACAACUGGGCUAAAGGCCAUUAUACAGAAGGUGCAGAACUUAUCGACUCAGUUUUGGAUGUAGUCCGAAAGGAGGCCGAAAGCUGCGAUUGUCUCCAAGGCUUUCAAUUAACGCAUUCUUUGGGUGGUGGAACCGGUUCCGGUAUGGGUACCCUUUUAAUCUCAAAAAUCAGAGAAGAAUACCCCGACAGAAUAAUGAAUACCUUCUCUGUUGUACCAUCUCCAAAGGUAUCAGAUACCGUUGUUGAACCAUACAAUGCCACCCUAUCCGUUCACCAACUCGUUGAGAACACCGACGAAACAUACUGUAUCGAUAAUGAAGCUUUGUACGAUAUCUGCUUCAGAACAUUGAAACUUACUACCCCAACAUACGGUGAUCUCAAUCAUUUGGUGUCUGCCACCAUGUCAGGCGUGACAACCUGUCUUCGAUUCCCUGGUCAGUUGAACGCUGACUUAAGAAAAUUGGCCGUAAACAUGGUUCCAUUCCCCCGUUUGCACUUCUUCAUGCCCGGCUUCGCACCUUUGACUAGCCGUGGAAGCCAACAAUACAGAGCAUUGACCGUUCCAGAGCUUACUCAACAAAUGUUCGAUGCUAAAAACAUGAUGGCUGCAUGCGAUCCCCGUCAUGGCAGAUACCUCACCGUUGCCGCCAUGUUCAGAGGACGUAUGUCCAUGAAGGAAGUUGAUGAACAAAUGUUGAAUGUACAAAACAAGAACAGCAGCUACUUCGUUGAAUGGAUCCCCAACAACGUUAAGACCGCUGUCUGCGAUAUCCCACCAAGAGGAUUGAAGAUGUCUGCUACCUUCAUCGGUAACAGCACCGCCAUCCAAGAACUAUUCAAGCGUGUAUCUGAACAAUUCACAGCUAUGUUCAGAAGAAAGGCUUUCUUGCAUUGGUACACUGGUGAAGGCAUGGACGAAAUGGAAUUCACUGAAGCCGAAUCCAACAUGAACGACUUGGUCUCUGAAUACCAACAAUAUCAAGAUGCCACCGCCGAAGAAGAAGGUGAAUUCGAUGAAGAGGAAGAGGGUGAUGAACAAGCCGCAUAAACAUUUAUUUAAAUGAAUAUGUGAAGAGUGUCGGCUGUAUCUUUUGUAAAUACACGUCGGCUCAUUUGAGGAAACUUGUUAUUUUAAAUAAAAUUUUAAUAAAAAUAGGCUAAGAACCU